AAGCGUAACCUCUUAGUGGACACCCUCUCCCAGAAAGAUCUUACAGCAGCAACCACUAGAACACAGAGCCUUCUACUAGAAACGUGCCUCAAAGAAGGAGUAUUCCCUCAACUUAUAGCUAUCGCUAUAGCCCUUACCCUUCCCCCUACCGAUACCGAUACCGACAUCGUCCAACGAGAAUAUCAACCAAGAAUGUCCUUCGACUGGUCAAUAAUACUUGCACAAAGUAAACUCAAGACGCUCGAGACUUCACAUCGAGGCUGCACGAGAUCUGACAACAAGCCCAGGAAAACGCUACGAAAUCGCAAAAGCGCUAGUGGAAACAGGAAGCUCGUUGAUCUAGCGAGUGGACCCUAUGAGAUCAUCGAGGUCAUGCUUAUAGACACGACAUCCCAGACUCUAUUCGUGUCUACGCAGUCUUUUCUUCAGACAAACUACGCCGCGCUGCCUACACAGAGUCGCUCACGGGCCAGUAAGAAGAUUCACCACCACCGACUGAAGUGA
Molecule: messenger RNA, 504 nt
Organism: Penicillium canariense
Lineage: Eukaryota; Fungi; Ascomycota; Eurotiomycetes; Eurotiales; Aspergillaceae
Exons: 3
Source: RefSeq, a predicted model, not a curated record